Pseudopipra pipra is the source of this 2409-nucleotide messenger RNA. It is a transcript of the gene AP1AR, whose product is annotated as adaptor related protein complex 1 associated regulatory protein. Bases 82 to 1131 code for a protein of 349 amino acids. Gene Ontology annotation, biological process: regulation of Arp2/3 complex-mediated actin nucleation; negative regulation of substrate adhesion-dependent cell spreading; negative regulation of cell motility. NCBI's taxonomy places the organism in Eukaryota, Metazoa, Chordata, Aves, Passeriformes, Pipridae. Gene Ontology annotation, molecular function: AP-1 adaptor complex binding; kinesin binding. The transcript is spliced from 10 exons. Gene Ontology annotation, cellular component: endosome. The record is from RefSeq and is a predicted model, not a curated record.
CCAGACAUCGCAUCGCAUCGCCCCCGCAGCCCCUCGCCCCUUCCCGCAGGGAGCCGCGGCAUCCCGGGGGGAUGGAGGUGGAUGGAGGCGCCGGGGAGCCCGCUGGGCUCCGUGCGGUUUGUGCGGUCGGGGGUAAUGCACUUCCAGGGUAACCGGCUCCUUACCCUUCCCAGCAGUGUUGUUUUUCCGGCAGGAGACGCUCAGGGAAGGUUUUUCGGGUCAGCUGCCGAAACCUGUGCAGGCGGCCGUGGUUUUGGGUGGAAAAACACCCGGUUUUUCUGCAAUGGGAGCUCGUCCGCGCUAUCCAAGUAUUUUAGAACGUGUUCAACAGGAGAACACUUCACUAUAGAGUUUGAGAACCUCGUGGAAAGUGAUGAGGGAGAAAGCCCAGGAAGCAGUCACAGACCUCUGACCGAGGAAGAAAUUGCUGACUUGAAGGAGAGACACUACGACUCCAUUGCUGAAAAGCAGAGAGUUGUUGACCUGAAGCUUCAGUCAGAGUUAGCCUUACAAGAGGAGAAGUUAAGACUAGAAGAGGAGGCUUUAUAUGCUGCACAACGUGAAGCAGCCAGGGCAGCAAAGCAGAAAAAGCUCUUGGAGCAACGUAGGCAGCAAAGGAUAACUCAGAGAGCACAUGCUGUAAAUAAUGGAGAGUUUCAGAGCUCUGUGGCAGAGGAGGAUCUCGAUCCUUUCUUAAGGAAUACAAAAUUCCAGUACGAAGCUUUUCGAAGCAGCAGGCUUUCCUCUGAUGCCACAGUGCUGACACCCAACACAGAGAGCAGCUGUGACUUAAUGACCAAAACCAAGUCAGUGAGUGGGAACGACGACAGCACCUCCUUGGAUUUAGAGUGGGAAGAUGAAGAAGGGAUGAACCGGAUGAUCCCGAUGAGGGAACGCUCCAAGACGGAGGAAGACAUCCUCAGGGCAGCCCUGAAAUUCAACAGCAGGAAGACAGGGAGCCACCCAGCCUCGGCCUCCGACGAUUCCAACGGCUUGGAGUGGGAGAAUGACUUUGUCAGCGCCGAGAUGGACGACAACGGCAACUCCGAGUACGCCGGCUUCGUCAAUCCCGUCCUGGAAUUGUCGGCGUCGGACGUGAGGCUCUCGGAUUCCGACCCCCAGGACAGAUAGUGACACUGCACCUCUGCUCUGUCCAAAUGUGACCAGAUGUCACAUUCUGUGACCAAAUGUUGGAAAGGGAAAGAGAAUGUACAAAGCCACUUUGCUCUUUUGUAACCCGCUUCCCUUUUUCUUAUACAUGGAUCAGCAAGGAAUGGGAAUGACUUGCUUAUCUGAAUGAGUUCAGAAUUAAGUGCAAUUUUAUCACCUACCUUCUCGACUUUUGUGAAAAACUGGGAUGGUUCUGUUGUGUAUAUUUCUGGGUAUCUGGAUUUAAUAUAAAAUUAUCUGCACUAAUUGAAGCUUCGUGGCUUGACAUAUCUGUAUAUUUUAACUUGCCUUUUUUUUUUUUUCCUCUCGGUGUUUAUACUGAUUUUUGUUUUUUUUAAAAUUCAUCGUUGGCCUAAUAUUUAUGUCAGAAAGUCUUAUAUAAUUUAUGUAAUACCUGAAUAUAGAAAAAGAAUUUAAAAAAUUUUUUUUAUUUCCAGUCUGUGCUUUUUGACUUUGCUCUUCAGCUGUUUUAGAGCUGCAAAACAAAUCUGACACGUGGCAAUUUGCAGACAUUUUCCUGUCAAGCUUAAAAGUCUUCCUAGCCUUGUUUUGUCCUUUUCCCAUUAAUUUAAUUAUUUUUUUUUAAUUAUUUUAUGCUAAGCACGGUUAACCUCAAUGAACAUAGUAAAAAUCAUCAGGGUAGGUAAGAUAUUGUCUUGUAUAAUAUGCCAGACUUCAGUAAGCGUGUGCUAGAUAGAAAAACGAAAAUAAAGUUAAAAUAUAAAUUCUUCCUGUGUCAAUAAACUGGCAAAUUUUAACCAGUAUCUAGUAGAGAACUGGGAGGACCAAAGUUUUGAUUUCCCUGCCCCUCCCUUGCAGACCAGCAUCUGUUGCUGCAGGGUCCUUAAAAUUCUUUAGUUGUGGAAAAUUUAUAAUUCAACUGGACUGGAACAAUUAUUGGAAUCAACACUCUGUGAGCAAACUGGGGGAGGGACGAGAAGAACGAGGACCUAAAGACUGAAUUUCUAUCUCUGCAUUUUAAAAAGAAAAGAAAAAAGCUGAUGUUUUAACAGUGUGUUUAAGUGCUCUGCCUUUCCUGUGCCUCUAAACUGGAUGGUCAAUCCUGCAAAUACGGGCUGAAAUUCAAGGAGGUCUCAGUGACUGCACAUCUGGUGUCAAGUGCUGUGUGGUCUCCCCUGAUAUUUCAAGUUAUACUUUUUAAAAAAAAAAAAAAAGAUGACUUGUAGAUCUCAAGCUUUCCCCAAAGUUUCAAAGUAAAGCCAUUCUACUCUGCUGUUA